UUAUUAGGCUGAAAAGUAAAAACAAAAACCCGUCUAGGCCCAUAUCCCAUUUUGAUGGAAAUUUCAAAUUUAUCUCCUUCGAAUGUACUAAUCUUUCUUUGAUCCCAAACACAGAAAACCCAUUAGGCUGUUAGGCUCAAACUAGACACCUUUUUCUAUAAAACUUACACAGACCCAUUUACCCUUUUGAGCUGACACUUAAAAAAGAACCCCUUUUUGGUCAUUACAGAAAAAGGAAAGAUUCUACCUUUUGUUAAUUUCAAAUGCAAUUUGAUAUCAAAAAUGGAUCCGAAUGGCUUGUUUUUGACUGAUUACAAAGAAACCACCGCCCCACCUCAUUGGAUCUUGUAAACUACAGUUUAUUAGAUUCAGGUGCUUCUUCUCUUUUUUAUGGUGUUUUGGGUGAAUUUGGCUCUGGAAAAUGAAUGGGGUUGGAGAAGACCAAAUUGUGUUCGAGAUUGCUGUGGUGGUUCCAAAAAGGAACCUAAAGGAAGAAAAUGAGGGUUAUGAUUGUGUUGAGGUUCUUGUAAAUGAGUUCAGGAAUGUGGGCUUCGUUGUUGAGAGAGUUAUUGGCCUUUCAGAUGAGUUUAUCAAGCUGGCGGCACCUUUAGAAACUUUGGGAAGGGCUGCAGCGAAGUUGCAGAUGAAGAAGCCCACUCGUAUUGGGAUUGAUUUACAAUUUGAGUGGGAAGAGGUCGAAGCUUUUGUGCGGCAGCCUGAUGGCUCAUUGUUUAGUUGGUGUGAGCGUUUCCAGUGCUACCAUCACUUGAUAUAUGAAACUGUUAAUAAGAAGAAUUCAUGCAUAACUUUAAAAUUUGAUGGCAAAGAGAUCCAAUGGGAAUUGGGGGAAUCAUUAUUGCGGAGAUUGGAAUUGGAAGGAAUUGUUAGACAAGUUUUCCCUUUACAUGAUGAAACAAAGAGGAAGAAGCUACUCAGGAAUUGGGCAUUAAAUUGUUGGGACUUCACGAAUCAACCAAUUGAUGAUAUUUAUGCAUAUUUUGGGACAAAGAUUGCAGUCUAUUUUGCUUUCCUUGGAAUGUAUACACGCUGGAUGAUUUUUCCAGCUGCAUUUGGGCUUAUCUUACAGUUGGUUGAUUUUGGAUCAUUGCAAUUAUUAGUGCUUCCCGCUUUCUUCAUAAGCAUAGUAUUGUGGGCUGUGUUGUUUUUCCAGUUCUGGAAACGUAAAAACUCUGCACUUUCAGCCAGGUGGCAUCUUAAUUUUUCUGUCAGCACAAGCCAAGGAUAUAAACUAUUGGGGAGGGAGUGGGGCUCCCUACAGUCUCCAAUGGAACUUACGAAAAAUUUGGGAACUGAUAAAACAAAAGAGAAAGAAGCAUUUCAAAAAUAUGAAUGGUUUAGUUAUCUCAAGCGAUUCAGAAAUGAUGCUAUCAUUAUUUUGAGUAUUAUCUGCCUCCAAUUACCAUUUGAGUUGGCUUAUGCUCAUCUCUAUGAGGUCAUCAAGUCUGGUAUUGUGAAGUUUGGGUUAACUGCAGUUUAUCUUCUUGUAAUUCAGUACUUCACAAAGAUUGGGGGGAAGAUAUCAAUCAGGCUCAUUAAGUAUGAAAACAAUGAAAAUACUGAAUAUAAGGCUGACAGCUUGGUCUACAAAGUGUUUGGUCUUUAUUUUAUGCAAUCAUAUAUUGGGGUUUUCUAUCAUGCCCUUUUACAUCGCAACUUUAUGACCCUUCGCCAAGUGUUGAUCCAGCGUCUUAUACUUUCUGAGGUGUUGGAAAAUCUGUUGGAAAAUUCUUUGCCAUAUCUGAAGUACAGCUAUAAAAAAUAUAGAGCUGUUAGAAACAAGAAAAAACGUGAGAAAGGUUCGACUGGGAAGAUCCAAUUCACUUCCAGGGUGGAGAAAGAGUACCUUAAACCCACAUAUUCAGCAAGCAUUUGUGAGGAGCUGGAAGAUGGGCUGUUUGAUGAUUUUCUGGAGUUAGCACUGCAGUUUGGAAUGAUCAUGAUGUUUGCCUGUGCGUUUCCCCUUGCAUUUGCCUUCUCUGCCUUGGUAUAUAAUGCUUUUAGUGAAAUUAGAACAGACGCCCUGAAGCUGCUUGCCAUGUUGAAAAGGCCUGGUCCACGGGCUGCUGCUACAAUUGGAGCUUGGCUAAACAUUUUUCAGUUCCUGAUAUUGAUGUCGAUUUGCACCAAUUCUGCACUUUUAGUAUGGUUAUACGAUCAGGAAGGGAAAUGGAAAAUAGAACCUGGCCUUGCAGCAAUUCUUGUCAUGGAACAUGUUCUGCUGUUGAUUAAAUUUGGGUUCUCCCGCUUUGUUCCUGAGGAACCUGCUUGGGUGAGAGCCAACAGGAUGAAGAAUGCAACACAAGCACAGGACAUGUGCUCUAAACAGCUUUUGAGGAGCAUUUCUGGGGGAGAAAAGGCAUUUAGUGGAUCAAUUCCAAGAAAGACACCUGAUGGAUUAAAAAAAACAGUAAUGCAGAGAGCUACCGACUGAUGUCCAAGCUUUUCACCAAACUCAUUGUCUAAGAACAGUGAAACAAGAUCAACAAGCUGGUACUUCGAUUAAUCGUCAAAGCUAUAGCUCAGUUACAAAUUUUGCAAACCAUUGAAAUAUAUUUUGUUUUUCUUUUCCUCUUUCUUUCUUCUGUUGUAAAUUUUCAAUACUUUUCCAGGGAUUGUUUACAACUGAAUGUUUAAUUUUCAAUAUUAUACUGGUUGGUGUAAAAAAUUUGGUAAUCAGAGAAGUCUAAAAUCGUUUUUCUUUUCUGUCA
This is a messenger RNA of Theobroma cacao (cacao), 2729 nucleotides long. Its product is annotated as anoctamin-like protein. Gene Ontology annotation, molecular function: chloride channel activity. NCBI's taxonomy places the organism in Eukaryota, Viridiplantae, Streptophyta, Magnoliopsida, Malvales, Malvaceae. The record is from RefSeq and is a predicted model, not a curated record. Gene Ontology annotation, biological process: chloride transmembrane transport.